Candidozyma duobushaemuli is the source of this 2790-nucleotide messenger RNA. RefSeq lists its product as uncharacterized. The record is from RefSeq and is a predicted model, not a curated record. Gene Ontology annotation, cellular component: endosome membrane; PAS complex; fungal-type vacuole membrane. The coding region runs from base 1 to 2790 and encodes 929 amino acids. Lineage: Eukaryota; Fungi; Ascomycota; Pichiomycetes; Serinales; Metschnikowiaceae. Gene Ontology annotation, biological process: positive regulation of kinase activity; phosphatidylinositol biosynthetic process. The transcript has a single exon.
AUGAGUGAGCCACGUGUGUUGGAGCCUGCGAUCAUAAAAGAUCUCUCCAACCAUAUUUAUGAAAGAAGAAAAGCAACGGCAUUUCAAAUUGAGGGUUUUACGAAGCAAGCACUCGCAAGAAAUGAUUCUCCAACUAUCUCCAAAAUCAUAGCUGAACUUACCGAGCUUCUCGAUGGUAUUUCGACUUCUGCUACAAUGGGAGCUAUCACCGCUCUUGGCAGUGUUUCUGUCGCAUUGGGCUCCUUUGCCAUUGCGUAUUUCCUAGACGAUAUCGUUAGACCCAUAUUCCGUACAUUUAGAGACACGGACGCAAGAGUGCGUUAUUAUGCAUGUGAGUCUCUUUACAACAUAUCCAAAAUUGCAAGAGGCGAAAUCCUCUUAUACUUCAAUGAAAUCUUCGACAUUUUGUGUAUCUUGGUGACGGAUACUGAGUCGUCGGUUAAGAACGCGGCCGACAUCCUUGACAGAUUGAUUAAAGACAUUGUGAGUGCCAAGUCAACAAACUAUGUCUCCAUUUUGCAUCAAAAGCCCGAGGAAUCUACUGAGAUUGAGUCAAACGUGAUGGGACCAGAUGGUCGCUCAUUCCAAGUGAAUAACCCUCAGGAUGCGUCCAAAGCAUUCUCCUUGCCAAAGUUCAUUCCCACACUUUUAGAACGCAUGUACACUAUCGAUCCCUUUGCAAAAAAGUUCCUAUUGAGUUGGUUGGAAUUGUUUGACGAUAUUCCUUCUUUGGAGUUACUCACGUUUUUGCCAAACUUUUUGGAGCCCCUCCUUCGGUUCUUCAUGAACAAUUGUCCAUCGGACGUCCGCGUCGAAACGCACAAUCUUCUCAACAUCUUUUUGAAAGAAAUUAGGAAUAUCUACAAAGUGAAGUAUGAGUUGAAGAGGAGACAACUUGUCGCAGAAAGUCAAAAAGGCUCUCGCCAGAACAUCGAGGAACAAAUGGAAGGACUAAGUGUUGAACCCAAACAAGCCACCGAUGACGAUGACGCAUCCAUAAAGUCCAGCUCAACUACUGUCAUUAGACGCCCUGCUCAUCACGAUAAGGAGCAAGCGGAGAAUGAAUUAAAUGACGUGUCUCAAGACGACACGUCUCUUUUCAUUGAUGGUCAAGAUAUUUUCAUUGACUGUCCUCGAAUCAUUGAUAUCUUACUUUCAUUUUUGAGAUCCGGUCUGUCCAAUUCUUCUGCCGAUGUCAAAAUCAACGAUCUUUCCGCCGAGUCCCAUGAUAUCUACUUGGAGAUACAAUCGACUGUCCUCAAAUGGUUACAGGAGCUUGUUUGCAUCACUCCAACAAGCUUUUCUAAAUUCCUUCCAGAUUGUAUCGCAAUUAAUAUGCAUAAUAUCUCCUUGACGGACGACAACAAGGACAACGAUCUCAGAUCUCAGUUUUUGAAUUUCAAUCAAGCUUUGCAAUCAUACCUUGUCAGACUCAAUGAAAGUGCUACAGAUUCAACUACGAAAAAUUCGAAAGACAGUUAUCCUGACCAGCCAGAAAUUAGCGACAACGCAAUCGAGGGUCUAAAUAAAGAUGUAUUAGAUGAGUUCACAGAGUUGUAUCUCAACAAAGCAUUGAGAGUGGUGAUGAACGAGUGUCUACAUAAUGUCAACGAGCUUUCACGAUUGACACUGAUGGAUUGGCUCACAUUCCUUUACUCGAGUUAUCCCGGAAGUUUCUUCGAGAUCGAUGAAAGCAAGAAGGGCGACAGUCAGGAUCGGUAUCUUUUUGACUUGACUGCUCUUUUGAGGUCGUCCACAGACUCGAGUAAUGAGGUUAUUUCUAAAGUAUUGCUGUUGGCAUCUAAGAUCUCCGAAGAUAAUCAGGAAUUUUUCAAGGAGUUCAUGGUGAAAUUGAUUUUCUUCUUUGAGACGGAUGGCGUGGAAAACAAUGGGAGAACAGGAGAGCCUGACGAGCCAUCAUCGGGGCCAAAUGCGAUCUCAAGAGGCAAGGUCGAGUUCAUGAUCAGGAGACUUUGUGUCUCUAUUAGUGCCGAAAAGAUUUUUCAAACGCUAUCUGAGGUAUUGGUUUCCUUCGAGAAGUUGAAUCUAGAGUUCGUUGGCAAUAUUGUUGUUACACUCAACAACAUUUUGCUCACAACUCACGAGCUUCAGGGUCUUCGCACGAAGUUAAAAAACCUUGACUUUCAGAAGCCCGAAGAUUGGGUAUUCUUCUCGACUCUUUUCCAAAGCUGGUGUCACAGCCCUGCUAGUGCGUUGUCGAUAUGUUUACUUACUUCCAAUCAUGAAUUGGCAUUCCUCAUAAUCAAAUGCCUUGGUGAGCUGGAGGUAACUUUUCAACUACUCACUCAGCUUGAUAUCCUCAUCCAGCUUCUUGAAACUCCAAUCUUUUUGAAAUUGAGACUUCAGUUAUUGGAACCGGACAAGCACCCGCAUUUAUACAAAACGCUUUAUGGUAUUCUUAUGAUCAUGCCGCAGUCGUCAACAUUUACAACUUUGAGAAAUAGGUUGUCAACUGUGGCCCCAUUCCAUGGACAGAACAGCAACUCCGGUUUCUCAUUGAAUACGCCAACAUCAACUCCAGGUGCCGUUGCCUCUUCAAACAGCGCCCAACUCAAUACGAGACGAAAGAGAAUUCACGAGUUGGCUGACAAGUUCAGUAAAGUGAAUGAUUUACAUCAGGCCUACAGAUCAAGACGGCGCUUGCAAGAUUCCAUCGUGGUUGAAGACUCUGGUAAAGACUCGUACAGACAAACAACUGAGCCCUCAAUCGCAAGCACUGAGCAAAAGGGUGCCAAGUCAAAAGAUAUUAAAAGGUCUAGCAAGAGAUAG